Penaeus vannamei (Pacific white shrimp) is the source of this 1257-nucleotide messenger RNA. Its product is annotated as thioredoxin domain-containing protein 12. The record is from RefSeq and is a predicted model, not a curated record. NCBI's taxonomy places the organism in Eukaryota, Metazoa, Arthropoda, Malacostraca, Decapoda, Penaeidae. Gene Ontology annotation, cellular component: endoplasmic reticulum.
UUCUGGCGGCGUGUGGCAACUCGUCCCAGCUGACAGUAAUAACAGACAUUCACGCCGCGACUUAUGAGGAGGAUGGAGUUCGGUGCAUUGGUCUCCCUUGUUCUUUCAGCUUGUUUUAUAGGACAAGCUUAUGGGGACGAUGAUCUUGGAAGAGGUCUUGGGGAGAAAUUUGACUGGCACACCUUGGAGGAAGGCCUAGAAAUAUCAGAAACGACAGGCAAACCAUUAAUGCUCAUAAUACACAAGUCAUGGUGUGGAGCAUGUAAAAGUUUCAAACCAAAGUUUGCUGCCUCAUCUGAAAUUCUGGCAAUGAGUGAAAACUUUGUUAUGGUGAAUACGUUGGACGAUGAAGAGCCAAAGGGAGAUAAGUAUUCACCUGACGGAGGCUACAUUCCACGCAUCCUCUUCUUAGAUUCAGAAGGCAACGUUCAUCCAGAACUAUAUAAUGUAAAUGGAAAUUCCAAGUACAAAUAUUUCUACUUUGAUGAUAAGUCUGUAGUAGCAACAAUGAAGGAAGCAAUCAAGACAUUGUCUCCAGCAUCAAGAGGAGAAGAGCUGUAGUGUGGCAUAGCAUGAAUUUGUAUGCAAAGCCUUGUAUUUUAUUCAUGACUGCUAUUCUUAGAGAGUGCAAAUUAGUCAAAGAUGGCCAACUUUACUAUUUUUCAUUAUUUUAUAUUACUAUAGUUUUAUUUAUCUUGAUAGAUGUCCCUAUUUUGUAAUAGAUAACAGACUUUGUCAUGUCUUAUAUUUUAGUGGAAUUGUAAUAGAUAAGAGACUUUGUCAUGUCUUAUAUUUUAGUGGAAUUAUGAUAGAUAAGAGACUUUGUCAUGUCUUAUAUUUUAGUGGAAUUGUAAUAGAUAAGACUUUGUCAUGUCUUAUAUUUUAGUGGAAUUGUAAUUGAUAACAGACCUUGCCAUGUUUUAUAUUUUAGUGGAAUACCAAAGAGAAGUGUCUCUAGCUUUUUCAGGCUUUUAAAACCAAUUAAUAGUUCUUGUAGUGAACUUUUUGUUCCUUUCAUUUUAUCAUAUUUUAUGUCUUGUACCAUGAUUAUUUCAUUUUGUGUGAAGUAGACAACAUAUGUCUGAUGUAAGAAAUUCUUGAUGGAUUUUAUAGUAACAGGAUACUACUGGUCCGCAGAAGUGAUGGGAAAGAGGAUCUGUUACAGCAAUAAUUAACUUUUUUUAAUUGCUUGUAUUUUGGCACUUGCUUAUCUUGUAAUAUGUAAUUACUGAUACCAAAUAAAUUUUAACUAGAUUA